AUGAUAGGAGAUUCGAACCUGCGCCAUCUGGUGGAAAUGAUGGCGUACCAUCAGCUGUGUACACCCACGGCUCAGCUGAUCGGCAUGCAGAACUGGCACAGCCCACAACUGUGUAUAAACCAUCAGUACAAGUACGCUGUCCGGUGGCGGACUCAUGCCAUGCCCUUCCACACUAACGCCGACCACUGGGCCCCCCGGGUCAAUCAGCAAUCUGUUGGGACGUCACUGGACGAGAUACCGGCCACUGGAGAGUACAUUAUCCUCAUCCACAUGUAUCUGCACUUCUCGACACACCACUACAGCGUUUACCACGAGCGCAUCAAAGAUUUCGCCAAAGCAGUGGGGCGACUAGUUGUGCGGAACCCUACAGUCAAAAUUCUCGUACGUGGCCCGCAUGUCACCUACAAAGGGUGGGCUCCAGUCCUAGGUGGGGAUUUACAAGCUCCUCUGUACCUGAGAAUACUAAAGGACGAGUUUAAAGACCUAUACGACAAGGUCUACUUCUUCGACUUCUGGGACUACACGACAGCUGCUGAGAGCGUUGGCUUCCAUCCCAUUGGCCACAUCACCUCUGAGAAGCUCAAAUUUAUAUUUUCCACCGUGUGCGACUAG
Molecule: messenger RNA, 612 nt
Organism: Aplysia californica (California sea hare)
Lineage: Eukaryota; Metazoa; Mollusca; Gastropoda; Aplysiida; Aplysiidae
Product: NXPE family member 1-like
Exons: 4
Coding region: 1-612 (203 amino acids)
Source: RefSeq, a predicted model, not a curated record